Messenger RNA from Dendroctonus ponderosae (mountain pine beetle), 2566 nucleotides. Its product is annotated as polyhomeotic-like protein 2. Gene Ontology annotation, molecular function: protein binding; zinc ion binding. The record is from RefSeq and is a predicted model, not a curated record. The transcript has 10 exons. Gene Ontology annotation, cellular component: nucleus; PRC1 complex. Bases 38 to 1810 code for a protein of 590 amino acids. Lineage: Eukaryota; Metazoa; Arthropoda; Insecta; Coleoptera; Curculionidae.
UUACCAUUUUGGUAUUUAGACAUAUUCAUUGCAGACGAUGGGCAAUAAAGCUGCACCGAAGAUCCGACAGUCUAAGACGCCGCAAAUUCGAUCGCCCGCCCCUAAAGCGGAUGCCGCCAAUCAAACUCCGAUGAAGUCUUACACGAAUCUGCAACCACAUCACAUUAUCGGCAACAAUUAUGGAUCUUGCAGAAUGGUGGUGAUGAACACCUCGACCGGAAUGGCUACCCAAAUGACCCCCAACUCUCCGAUGACGCCCGAUAAAUUGGUGAACCAGCAGAACAAGCAGCAACAAAAUCAGCCGGUGAAUGUUAAUCAACAAUUGGCCGAAGUGGUCAUGCAACAACAGGUAUUGAAGAAGGAAGAAAUGCAAUUGCAACAAACUUUACAACAAACACUUCAACAGUUUCAAAUACAUCAAAACCAGCAGUCCCAGCAACAAAUCCAGGCGAAGCCCAUGAUGACUCUUCAAGCGAUCCAAGGCAUCCCGCAGCAACAAAUCCAAAUGGGGGGCGACCGCUCGCUUAUUCCAGUCCAACAAGUGCAGCAGCAGCUGCAGCAGCAGAUUCCAUGUUCAAUCCAACAAGGAAUCCCGUUGCAGCCCAACUUGGUUACUCAGGCAAUGAACAUGCAACAGAUUCACCCUCAACAGCUUGCACAGAUGGCAUCACAGGGCACCAUUUUGACCGGUCAAAUUCAACAACAAGGUGGAACCCACACUGUGCUGCCCCAAGUUGUCAACCAAAACGGACAGCAAAUGCCGCAACUUCAACAUAUUACAGUGUCUGCAGCCUCACACCAACAUCAACCUCACCAGACGCAGCAACUCCAACCGCAACUGGUUCCUUUACCGCCUGUGGUACCAGCCGUUACUGAAAAAGACAAUAGUGCCAGCUUAUUACAGGAAGCACUUUCACCUACCCAAGCGAUGCCCGUCACCACGACAGCUGCUGUGCUUAAAGAGAGCGGUUCAUCGGAUGGAAAUUCAGUCGAAGCAAAGGAAAGUUUGCCUGGACAAGAUUCUAAGCAGUGUUCCACCGGUGUGGAUGCCGUCGCUUCCCUGCACAUUCCGAAUGCUGGGACGGUACCUAAUCAACCAACUACAUCCGAAAUGUCCAUGCCUAUUGCUACUACGGCUGAGGAAGUGAAAGAGAGGUGUCCACCAAAGGCAAUGGUUAAGCCUCAGGUAAGCAAAGUUUUAACCCAUGUGAUCGAGGACUUCGUGAUCCAGGAGUCUUCCGAACCUUUUCCUGUUUCACGAAGUGGCAUGGUUGGCGACCUGAAGCGGGCGCAUUCAACCAAUGAUCAAGAUGACGAUAUUUCACGUAAGAAGCAGUCCAUGUCCCCCAACAGUUUAUCUCCGAGAGGAGACAUGGCGAAAUGUGAGGCCUGCGGUGUGGUUGAUCUCAAGUCAAAGUUCAAGAAGAAUAAGAGAUUCUGUUCAGUUGCUUGCUCGAAGAGUGGGAAGAGUAAGGACGAUAAGAAGAAAUCUGAGAAAGUGGAACCGAUGAAUGUUGACAACAGUAAAGCGGAAAGUACCAGUCCAUCUGGAGCUGAUGACGACAAUACUCCGAAAGUAGAUCCGCUUAAGUGGGGCGUACAAGAAGUGUUUGAAUUUAUCAGAAGUCUUCCCGGCUGUUCAGAUUACGCUGAAGAUUUCCUGAUUCAAGAAAUCGACGGUCAAGCACUUUUAUUGCUCAAAGAGGACCAUUUGAUGACAGCGAUGUCGAUGAAACUGGGCCCUGCAUUAAAAAUCGUUGCAAAAAUCGACGAUAUGCGAAUAGAUAAGGAACCGCCUAAGCCUGCUUAAGUGACCUGCGUUUAGGUACUUAUUUAGAAUUUACUUUGCGCCUUUUUUGGUACUUUGGACAUUCAUUUUAUCGUCUGGAGAGCCAUAGUUUUGAAUAUUAGUUUACGUCGAUGUUGUCAUGUUAUACAUUACAAAUCAUGUGGCCAAUAGAAGCGACUUUCUCGCCUUGGUUUGUGGUGGCCAAACAUGGUUGUUUUUACAAUUAGGUCGAUUAUCGAAUGUUUACGUCAAAGUGUAAUCGGUGCUCGUUCUUCGCAACAUCGACCGGUUUGUAAAUAUUUUUGUCUAUUCAGAUCUGAUUUUGAUAUAACGAGGAAAUGAUGCCGAUAAAUAGCAUAUUUUGGUUUGUGAAAAGCUCCAUUCUUGUACAAAUGUAAAAUAAAUAAUGUAGAAUACACAGAAUUAUUGAUAUUGCACACUGCAUUAUUUUAAUUCAUGAGUUGAUUUCCAGGCCAAAUGCGCUGAGAGAAAACAAUUCAACUAGAUCAGUGUAUUUAUUUUAUCUAGACUGGAAUGUUUUAGUUACCCAAUGCAGAUAGCGUGAUUUUAAUCAUCAUACUUGACCAAUGAUAAGGACUGUAUCUAUUUUGAUAAAAGGGCUAAGGUGUACUGUGUUUAAUGUCACAGGAAAUGAUUUCCAUCAUUAUUAUGUGCAAUUUUUGAAGUUUUCCUUUUCGUGGAAAAGACACAAAUUUUGAAAAUUUGUUAUUAUAAAUACUGCCACUAAAGAUAAUACAUUUGUAAUUUAUAUAUAAA